CACUCUCUCUCUCUCGCUUUCUCUAGGGUAGCUGUCGUGUAAUGUUAGUGAAAUAGUCAUCAUUGCUUGAAGCGCAUAGUAAAGAAAGCAUGGCUGCCAGUCGGGUACUCGUAUACGGAGGAAAAGGUGCACUGGGUAGCAAAAUUGUUCAGCACUUCAAAUCUAAAGGAUGGUGGGUAGCCAGCAUCGAUAUCGUUGCCAGUGAGGAGGCAAACGCGAACGUGCUGGUGAAGUUGUCCGAGUCAUUUACUGAGCAAGGAGGACAGGUGACAGCAGAUGUGGCCCAGUUGCUAGGGGACCAGAAAGUGGAUGCCAUCUUGUGUGUGGCAGGCGGAUGGGCUGGAGGAAAUUGCAGCUCCAAAGACCUGUACAAAAACACAGACAUGAUGUGGAAGCAGAGUGUGUGGACCUCUACCAUAUCUAGCCAUCUGGCUGCUGUGCACCUGAAGCAGGGUGGACUACUGACUCUGGCUGGGGCUAAAGCAUCACUGGGUGGCACUAGUGGCAUGGUGGGCUAUGGCAUGGCCAAGUCAGCAGUCCACCAGCUCUGUCAGAGUUUAGCAGGAGAAAACAGUGGGAUGCCCCCUGGAGCUGUGGCAGUUGCCAUACUACCGGUAACCUUGGAUACUCCAAUGAACAGGAAGUUCAUGCCUGAUGCAGACUUUGGUUCCUGGACACCACUGGAGUACAUUGCAGAAACUUUCUUCAGUUGGGCCACCGGUGCGGAUCGUCCAGCAUCGGGCAGUCUGAUGCAGCUCACCACCACCGGAGGCAAGACACAGGCCCUACCCACACAAUAAGACACAUUUCCUACCCACAUAAUAAGACACAGGCCCUACCCACACAAUAAGACACAUUUCCUAACCACAUAAUAAGACACAGGCCCUACCCACACAAUAACACACAUUUCCUACCCACAUAAUAAGACACAGGCCCUACCCACACAAUAAGACACAGGCCCUACCCACACAAUAAGACACAGGCCCUACCCACACAAUAAGACACAGGCCCUACCCACACAAUAAGAAACAUUUCCUACCCACACAAUAAGACACAGGUCCUAUCCACACAAUAAGACACAGGCCCUACCCACACAAUAAGACACAGGCCCUACCCACACAAUAAGACACAGGCCCUACCCACACAAUAAGACACAGGCCCUACCCACACAAUAAGACACAGGCCCUACCCACAAAAUAGAGGAGGGAGAAGUGGAGAGGGAGGGGAAAGAGAGAGAGAGAAGAAUGAAAUUAGUCAAUGAGAAAGAAGACUGAAGGAUGAGAUACGCUACAUUACCAAAAGUAUGUGGACACCUGCUUAUCAUCUCAUUCCAAAAUUGUGGGCAUUAAUAUGGAGUUGGUCCACCCAUUGCUGCUAUAACAGCCUCCAUUCAUCUGGGAAGGCUUUCCACUAGAUGUUGGAACAUUGCUGCGGGGACUUGCUUCCAUUCAGCCACAAGAGCAUUAGUGACGUCGGCACUGAUGUUGGGUGAUUAGGCCUGGCUCACAGUCGGCAUUCCAAUUCAUCCCAAAGGUCUUCGAUGGGGUUGAGGUCAGGGCUCUGUGCAGGCCAGUCAAGUUCUUCCACACCUUUGUACAAGGGGCUUUGUCAUGCUGAAACAGGAAAGGGCCUUCCCCAAACUGUUGCCACAAUGUUGGAAGCACAGAAUCGUCUAGAAUGUCAUUGUAUGCUGUAGCAAUAAGAUUUCCCUUCACUGGAACUAAGGGGCCUAGCCCGAACCAUGAAAAACAGCCCCAGACCAAUUAUUCAUUCAAAUCAAAUCAAAUUGAUUUAUAUAGCCCUUCUUACAUCAGCUGAUAUAUCAAAGUGCUGUACAGAAACCCAGCCUAAAACCCCAACAGCAAGCAAUGCAGGUGUAGAAGCACGGUCGCUAGGAAAAACUCCCUAGAAAGGCCAAAACCUAGGAAGAAACCUAGAGAGGAACCAGGCUAUGAGGGGUGGCCAGUCCUCUUCUGGCUGUGCCGAGAUAAUAACAGAACAUGGCCAAGAUGUUCAUAAAUUACCAGCAUGGUCAAAUAAUAAUAAUCACAGUAGUUGUCGAGGGUGCAACAAGUUAGCACCUCAGGAGUAAAUGUCAGUUGGCUUUUCAUAGCCAAUCAUUGAGAGUAUCUCUACUGCUCCUGCUGUCUCUAGAGAGUUGAAAACAGCAGGUCUGGGACAGGUAGCACGUCCGGUGAACAGGUCAGGUUUCCAUAGCCGCAGGCAGAACAGUUGAAACUGGAGCAGCAGCACGGCCAGGUGGACUGGGGACAGCAAUGACCAUUCACCACCAAACUUUACAGUUGGCACAAUGCAUUCGUUCAGGUAACGUUCUCCUGUCAUCCGCCAAACCCAGAUGCGUCCAUCGGACUGCAAGAUGGUUAACCUUUGGGUGGUUAACCAACAAGUGGCAUCAAUAAGGGAUCAUAGCAUUCACCUAGAUUCACCUGAUCAGUUUAUGUCAUGGGAAGAGCAGGUGUUCUUAAUGUUUUGUACACUCAGUGUAUAUCUCUGUAUUAUGUGUGGGAAUACUUUGGAACAGAUUUCCAAAAUUACAAUCACUUGGAGCUGAUUUGCUGGUGUUUUUAGAGUAUUUCAUGUCCAACAAUAAUUAAAACAAUAUACACUGCUCAAAAAAAUAAAGGGAACACUUAAACAACACAAUGUAACUCCAAGUCAAUCACACUUCUGUGAAAUCAAACUGUCCAAUUAGGAAGCAACACUGAUUGACAAUAAAUUUCACAUGCUGUUGUGCAAAUGGAAUAGACAAAAGGUGGAAAUUAUAGGCAAUUAGCAAGACACCCCCAAAAAAGGAGUGAUUCUGCAGGUGGUGACCACAGACCACUUCUCAGUUCCUAUGCUUCCUGGCUGAUGUUUUGGUCACUUUUGAAUGCUGGCGGUGCUCUCACUCUAGUGGUAGCAUGAGACGGAGUCUACAACCCACACAAGUGGCUCAGGUAGUGCAGUUCAUCCAGGAUGGCACAUCAAUGCGAGCUGUGUCAAAAAGGUUUGCUGUGUCUGUCAGCGUAGUGUCCAGAGCAUGGAGGCGCUACCAGGAGACAGGCCAGUACAUCAGGAGACGUGGAGGAGGCCGUAGGAGGGCAACAACCCAGCAGCAGGACCGCUACCUCCGCCUUUGUGCAAGGAGGUGCACUGCCAGAGCCCUGCAAAAUGACCUCCAGCAGGGUGGUGCAUGUGUGCAUGUGUCUGCUCAAACGGUCAGAAACAGACUCCAUGAGGGUGGGAUGAGGGCCCGACGUCCACAGGUGGGGGUUGUGCUUACAGCCCAGCACCGUGCAGGACGUUUGGCAUUUGCCAGAGAACACCAAGAUUGGCAAAUUCGCCACUGGCGCUCUGUGCUCUUCACAGAUGAAAGCAGGUUCACACUGAGCACAUGAGCACAUGUGACAGACGUGACAGAGUCUGGAGACGCCGUGGAGAACGUUCUGCUGCCUGCAACAUCCUCCAGCAUGACCGGUUUGGCGGUGGGUCAGUCAUGGUUUGGGGUGGCAUUUCUUUGUGGGGCCGCACAGCCCUCCAUGUGCUCACCAGAGGUAGCCUGACUGCCAUUAGGUACCGAGAUGAGAUCCUCAGACCCCUUGUGAGACCAUAUGCUGACAAAUGCACAUUUGUGGCCUGCUGGAGGUCAUUUUGCAGGGCUCUGGCAGUGCACCUCCUUGCACAAAGGCGGAGGUAGCGGUCCUGCUGCUGGGUUGUUGGAGAGAGGGGAAGGUAGGAGAGCGGGGAGGGGAAGGAAAAUAUGCCCACACUACCAUCUUGUGGUAGAAUGAAUCAGUUGCAAAGGAAACAUGAACCUCAAGUACAUUUACUUAUUUUGAACUAUUUUAGUUAGAUUCAGUUUGAGAUUGAUGAAAAUGAAGUAAGCCGCUGUCUUAAUGUCAAACGUACAAUACAUUUCAGUAGAUUUGCCGUACUCUGUGUCUUGUGUCGAGUGUACUCAAUAUGCGUGUGAAUUGUUGGUUGAAGAUGUACUGUACUGUCUAAGUACUAUUAUCAGUAUCUCAUAACAAUUUUCUUUUAUUUUGUGCUGUUUGAUGUGGUUUUACCUCUGUCUCAAUUUGAAUAAAAAUCCACAUUAAUAACAA
Messenger RNA from Salvelinus fontinalis (brook trout), 4106 nucleotides. It is a transcript of the gene qdpra, whose product is annotated as quinoid dihydropteridine reductase a. Gene Ontology annotation, biological process: tetrahydrobiopterin biosynthetic process; L-phenylalanine catabolic process. Gene Ontology annotation, cellular component: cytoplasm. The record is from RefSeq and is a predicted model, not a curated record. The transcript is spliced from 7 exons. The coding region runs from base 90 to 800 and encodes 236 amino acids. NCBI's taxonomy places the organism in Eukaryota, Metazoa, Chordata, Actinopteri, Salmoniformes, Salmonidae. Gene Ontology annotation, molecular function: NADPH binding; NADH binding; 6,7-dihydropteridine reductase activity.